AUGGCAAAUGCAGAGUUAGGAAAUCAAACUUCUGUCACCAAAUUUAUCCUCCUGGGCUUUGAAAUUCUUCCAGAGUUACAAAUACUUCUCUUCCUGCUGUUUCUCAUACUCUACAUUGCAACCAUGGCUGGGAAUUUCCUCAUCAUUGUGCUCAUCAUAGCUGUUCAGCAUCUGCACACCCCCAUGUACUUCUUCUUGGGGAACUUGUCGUGCUUGGAGACCUGCUAUACCUGCACCCUCCUGCCCAGGAUGCUGGCCAGCUUCCUCACAGAAGACAGAACCAUCUCGUUCUCUGGCUGCUUCAUCCAAUUUUUUUUCUUUGGUUUCUUGAUAGUUACAGAGUGUUGUCUCUUAUCCGUGAUGUCUUAUGAUCGGUACUUGGCCAUAUGUAAACCAUUGCAUUAUGCAGCCUUUAUGAGUGACAGAUUUUGUUUCAGCCUUGCUGCUGGCUCAUGGAUCAGCGGAUUUAUAGUUGCCUCAGUUAUAUAUCUCUUCUUGUUGCGAUUAACCUUCUGUGGACCCAAUCAAAUUGACCAUUUCUUUUGUGACUACUUACCACUAAUUACACUCUCCUGCAGUGACACUUAUGAGCUAGAACUUAUAGUUUUCAGUCUUGGCUGUAUGUUCCUUUUGCCCCCGUUCUUUUUAACUCUCAUGUCCUAUGUCUGCAUUAUCACCACCAUAGUGAGAAUCCCUUCCACUACCGGGAGACAAAAGGCCUUUUCAACUUGUUCCUCCCACAUUACUGUGGUGACAAUUUUCUAUGGGUCUAUAACUAUUGUCUACAUGUUGCCAAGAACCAACAACCUUAGAGGCCUGAACAAAAUAUUGUCUCUUUCCUACACUGUGCUGACUCCAUUGGCCAACCCUCUCAUUUACAGCCUGAGAAACAAGGAAGUAAAGGAGGCUGUAAGGAAAGUUGUCCUCAUGUUUAUGAAUUGGAAAAUAAUGCCAACUUUCCUAAACUCUAUGAUCAUGUUCAAGCAAAAUGGAAAUAACAGGAAUCAGACCUGUGGAAAAUGA
Messenger RNA from Alligator mississippiensis (American alligator), 1023 nucleotides. Its product is annotated as olfactory receptor 6B1-like. Gene Ontology annotation, biological process: G protein-coupled receptor signaling pathway. Gene Ontology annotation, cellular component: membrane. The transcript has a single exon. Gene Ontology annotation, molecular function: G protein-coupled receptor activity; olfactory receptor activity. NCBI's taxonomy places the organism in Eukaryota, Metazoa, Chordata, Crocodylia, Alligatoridae. The coding region runs from base 1 to 1023 and encodes 340 amino acids. The record is from RefSeq and is a predicted model, not a curated record.